AUGGAGAUGGUCAGCGGUGAUGGAGGUGUCUCCAAGCUGGAAGAUGGCUCGGCGGCGGCUGAGCGGGAGCCGUGGUUCCCGAGCAGCGGCGGCGGCGGCGGCGGCCGCAUGCGUGGGAAGGAGAAGGAGCGGUGGUGGCGCGGGCGGGUGCUGGUCGUCGGCGUGGUGGUGGCGCUGCCGCUGCUCGCGUUCUUCGUCCUCGGGCGGGAGAGCGCGUCGUCUGUUCUGCAGCUCGCGAGUGACAAGCUGACCGCCAUGAAUGUAGAGUUUACGACGAACACCUCUCGCGGCGGUGGGGCCACCAGGCAGGUCGACGAGCUCCUCGGCGGGCUGCUGCCGCCGGGCAUGGACCGGCGGUCGUGCCGGAGCAGGUACCAGUCCGCGUGGUACUACAAGCACUUCCCGUACGCGCCGUCGCCGCACCUCCUGGCGAAGCUGCGCGCCUACGAGGCCCGGCACCGGAGGUGCGCCCCCGGCACGGCGCCCUACAACGCGUCCGUCGAGCAGCUCCGGUCCGGCCGCAGCGCCGACGGCAUGGAGUGCAGGUACAUCGUCUGGCUCCCCUUCGACGGCCUCGGCAACCGCAUGCUGUCCAUGGUCAGCGGCUUCCUCUACGCGCUCCUCACCGACCGCGUCCUCCUCGUCGACCUGCCCCCGGACACCUCCGAGCUCUUCUGCGAGCCGUUCCCGGGCACCACGUGGCUGCUCCCGCCGGAUUUCCCCGUCGGCAACCUCUUCGGGCUCGGCCCCCGCCCCGACGUGUCGUACAUGAGCCUCCGCGCGAAGAAGAAGAUCGUCGUGGACGCGGCGGCGAACGGCACGGUGCCGGCGUACGUGUACCUGAGCCUAGGGUGGCACAUGGUGGACAGGCUCUUCUUCUGCGGCGACGACCAGCGCGCGCUAGGGAAGGUGAACUGGCUGCUGCUCUACAGCGACCUCUACUUCGUGCCGUCGCUCUACUCCGUCGCCGAGUUCAACGGCGAGCUCCAGCGGCUGUUCCCGGCGAAGGAGAGCGCGUGCCACCUCCUGAUGCGCUACCUGCUCCACCCGACCAACGCCGUGUGGGGCAUGGUCACCAGGUACCACGACACCUACCUUUCGCCGGCGAACAGGACGAUCGGCAUCCAGAUAAGGAUGUUCAGCUUCGCCUCCAUCCCCGUCGACGACCUCUACAACCAGAUCCUCGCCUGCUCCCGCCAGGAGCACAUACUCCCCGAAACCGACGACGGCGGCGAUCUCAGCGAGACGAACGACAACAACAGCAAUGGCUCGACGACGACGGCCAUCCUGAUCGCGUCGCUGUACCCGGACUACUACGAGCGGAUCAGGGCGACGUACUACGAGCACGCGGCGAAGGGCGGCGUGCUGGUGGCGGUGUUCCAGCCGACGCACGAGGAGCGGCAGGCGACGGAGAAGCUACUCCACAACCAGAAGGCGCUGUCGGAGAUCUACCUGCUCGGCUUCUCCGACGAGCUGGUCACGUCGGGGAUGUCGACGUUCGGGUACGUGGGCGCCAGCCUGGCGGGGGUGCGCCCGACGAUCCUGGCGCCGGCGCACGGCCACAGGGUCCCCGCGACGCCGUGCCGGCGCGCCGUGUCCAUGGAGCCGUGCAACCUCACGCCGCCGCGCGCGGGCGACGAGGAGUGCCGGGGCAAGGCCGUCGACGUGGACGACCUCGCCCGCCACGUCAGGCCCUGCGACGACCACGACAAGGGUGUCAAGUUUUACGAUUGA
This is a messenger RNA of Oryza brachyantha (malo sina), 1734 nucleotides long. Its product is annotated as probable fucosyltransferase 7. Gene Ontology annotation, molecular function: galactoside 2-alpha-L-fucosyltransferase activity. Bases 1 to 1734 code for a protein of 577 amino acids. Gene Ontology annotation, cellular component: Golgi apparatus; membrane. Gene Ontology annotation, biological process: cell wall biogenesis; xyloglucan biosynthetic process. The transcript has a single exon. The record is from RefSeq and is a predicted model, not a curated record. Lineage: Eukaryota; Viridiplantae; Streptophyta; Magnoliopsida; Poales; Poaceae.